Columba livia (rock pigeon) is the source of this 2417-nucleotide messenger RNA. RefSeq names its product pyrimidinergic receptor P2Y6 (gene P2RY6). Gene Ontology annotation, molecular function: G protein-coupled UTP receptor activity; G protein-coupled UDP receptor activity; G protein-coupled ADP receptor activity. The coding region runs from base 145 to 1137 and encodes 330 amino acids. The record is from RefSeq and is a predicted model, not a curated record. The transcript has 2 exons. NCBI's taxonomy places the organism in Eukaryota, Metazoa, Chordata, Aves, Columbiformes, Columbidae. Gene Ontology annotation, cellular component: plasma membrane. Gene Ontology annotation, biological process: cellular response to pyrimidine ribonucleotide; phospholipase C-activating G protein-coupled receptor signaling pathway.
CGGGGCGGAGCGGGGACGGGGACGGGCGGUAAUGGGGCGGCUCCGGGCGCUGAGCGCGGCUGCUGCCUCCCCGGCGCAUCCCGCUGCCGAUGCUGCUGAGGGGCCGCACCAGCAGAGAGGACAUUGAUCAGGAGAACCACCACCAUGGCCAAUUUGACGGUCUCCAUUGGGGCUGGGAGGAACUCAUGCACCUUUCACGAGGAGUUCAAGCAGGUCUUGCUACCCCUGGUCUACUCGGUGGUGUUCAUGGUGGGGUUGCCCUUGAACGCCGUGGUCAUUGGGCAGAUCUGGGUGGCCCGUAAGGCGCUGAGCCGCACCAUGAUCUACAUGCUGAAUCUGGCCACGGCUGACCUGCUCUACGUCUGCUCCCUCCCGCUCCUCAUCUACAACUACACCCAGAAGGAUUAUUGGCCUUUUGGGGACUUCACCUGCAAAUUCGUCCGCUUCCAGUUCUACACCAACCUCCAUGGCAGCAUCUUCUUCCUCACCUGCAUCAGCGUCCAGCGGUACCUGGGCAUCUGCCACCCCUUGGCCUCCUGGCACAAGAAGAAGGGAAAGAAGUUGACGUGGCUGGUGUGUGCCGCUGUCUGGUUCAUCGUCAUUGCCCAGUGCUUGCCCACCUUUGUCUUUGCUUCCACUGGCACGCAGAGGAACCGCACCGUCUGCUACGACCUGAGCCCGCCGGAUCGCUCCACCGCCUAUUUCCCCUACGGCAUCACCCUCACCGUCACCGGCUUCCUCCUGCCCUUCGUGGCCAUCCUCGCCUGCUACUGCAGCAUGGCCCGGAUCCUGUGUCAGAAGGACGAGCUGAUAGGCUUGGCGGUGCACAAGAAGAAGGACAAAGCUGUGCGCAUGAUCAUCAUCGUGGUCAUUGUCUUCUCCAUCAGUUUCUUCCCCUUCCACCUCACCAAGACCAUCUACCUGAUCGUCCGUUCCUCGCCCAGCCUGCCCUGCCCGGCUCUGCAGGCGUUUGCCAUCGCCUACAAGUGCACGCGUCCCUUCGCCAGCAUGAACAGUGUCCUUGAUCCCAUCCUCUUCUACUUCACCCAACGCAAGUUUCGCGAGAGCACCCGUUACCUCCUUGACAAGGUGAGCUCCAAAUGGCGGCAGGACCAUUGCGUUACCUACGGCUCCUAGGUGAGGAUGAGGACCACCUUGGUGUCACCAGGCCUGGGCAUGGAGCAAUUUUGGCUUUAGGCUCCACAGAGCAGAUGUGGCUUCAGCUGGGGAUGAGCUGGAGGAAAAAAGGAUGGUAUCUUCUGAACUUUCAGCACUUCCAUCCCAUCUCUAACCUGCAGCGGCACAGCAUUAACACCAUCACAGCACAGAUCCGGUGUCCUCUCUCUGGCUUGGUUGCUCAGUUGAGCAGCUUUGCACCGUGUUUCCUUGGCAGCAAAGCCACCGAUGCAAUAAAAGCCACUAGUGGGACCGUGGAGAACAUGGUGGGACCAUGGAAGAGACAGUCCCUGGCUCAGGGAGAGCUGCUGGGGGACAAUUUCUCCCCAUUCUCAUUUAAAGCUUCCCUGAUGGGGCCAUGCAAAGGCUGGAGAGGGUUUGGUUCAGCUCAUACCUGUCUGGGGAACAUGGGCCUGUGUGUGUCUCCAUCUCAAGAUCAGUGUCACGGACAUUUUUGGGGGUAAUACUGGCCCAAAAUGGGGCCAGACUAGUAAGAGACAUGGGCCUACCAGUACCACUGGUGCCACAAAAUGGUGGGAGAGCAUCCCUGGCCAGACUGGGAACUGGGACAUAAGGGCACAUGGGACAACCGUGCUGGAUUUCUUACCCAAGCGAUGACCAUGGGCUGGAUUAGACACAAGCCAGCAGUGCUGUCACCUGCAUGGGGACCUUCAGCAUCAUCCAAGUCCAGCUCCCCACUUAGCCCAGCACCCCAAAUCUGUCCCAUCCCAGCAUCCUCAGUGUCCUGCUGUCACCUCCUAACCAGGAUCCACCAAAAUCAGAACCGGCACACUUGGACGUGAUGCCAGAGUUGGGAAACCCACGCCACUGAGCUACUUGGUGUCCUUGGUCAUGUCACCGCACGUUCCACCAUUGACUUGGUCACGCCACCAUGUCCACAUUGGGUCGGGGCUUGAGCUUUGCCCCCCACAAACUCCAUCAGGAUGCUGCACCUUCCCAGCAGAGAGGGAUUCGCUUCCAUGGCAUGGAGUGGACGUACCACUAAUCACUCUGCGAGUCUUCUCUAACCUAUAGAAUGUACAGAAUAAACCCUCCCCCCUCUUUCAGGUGGAUAUGUGCACAUAUAGACACCCACUGUGUAUAUGCACAUACAUCACAUCCAAGCAGAGGAAGGCUUGUAGCCCAGCACAGGCUACGUGGUGUGGAUAUUCUCAGCUCUGAAUACAUUAUAUCUAUACAGUGUAUGUAUGUAUAUAUAGUAUACAUAUAUAUAGAUGUAA